This is a messenger RNA of Daldinia caldariorum, 789 nucleotides long. RefSeq lists its product as uncharacterized. The transcript has 2 exons. The record is from RefSeq and is a predicted model, not a curated record. Lineage: Eukaryota; Fungi; Ascomycota; Sordariomycetes; Xylariales; Hypoxylaceae. The coding region runs from base 1 to 789 and encodes 262 amino acids.
AUGGUGUUUAAACUGAAUGACUUAUAUGACUGUCCCUAUGUUAAGAAGGCAGGGCACCAUGAAGCAGAACGCACGUCCCAUAGCCACGGCAAAAAGUCCAAGAGAUCUUCCCAGGACAAAGAUUGGGGAGACAUGUUCCUGGAGCGCCACGGAGUAUACCGGGACCGUCCGCACGUUGUUUACCAGCAUGGAUACGGCAGUGGUGCGAGACCAUCAAGAUCACAAGAUCAUUCCUAUGCAGCAAGCCACUAUUACGAUCAUUAUGGAGACUCUGGAGACGUGGGCGAUUCGCAGCAAGAACCAGUCAACCCUGCCACGCCGGUUGCCCCAGCUAAAUCACUGCCUCCAGCCCCAGCAACCCCAACUAAACGAACCGCAUCCAAAGAGCCACCUACUGAUUCGCAGUCUGUGCAGAUGGACGAUAAGCCUGAAUUUACUGCUCAGCCUGGAAACCGUAUUUUUGUCCAACCAGUAUCCGGGGGUAGAUCGGUACGCGUAAGAGAAGCAACUGGAUAUACGACGAACGGGGUUGCGCACCAAGCAGGCAACUUUUACCCACCCAGCAUGAACCCAUUUGCAUCUCAUAGACCGCCGGCAGGUACUAAUCAAGGACAAGCAAGCGACAAUGACCCUAACCAAGCAGCGCACCACCAGGCAGACGGGUAUGGUGGGGGACUGUCUUGGGGCGCACCUGACCCUUAUGGGAGGCAAUAUCUUCAGUACGCUGACAACAAGGACCACAAGCACCAUGGGAGCCACCACCACAAUCGUCAUCACCGCCGCCACUGA